AUGUCCAUUUUCUGUUGCUAUCGUCCUCGGCGGACGGUAAGUCAAGAGCCUGUCCAGGACACAAUUGAACUUCCAACCCGUCCGCCGCGCGUGAAGUUGCCAAAUCCGCCAUUUCCUCCCUCAGGAGCUCAGCUAUCGUCUCCAGAGGUUGUAAUUAAAAAAACACCACCGCUUCCCCACCACCAAAUACCAGAAGCUACCGUGGAUCCCAUCAUCCUUGAAAUCGAAGAUUCGGACGACGAUGAACCUGUGAGGAGUACCAGAAACUCCAGUACAGGUACUCUAGGAGCUAUUAGGACCAGGUUUAUUAGACGUUUGUCUCAAAAGUCUGAGUCAAGAAGACAUUCGCAGUUGUCCCUGGGUACCAGCGAUGAAGAGAUCGCACGGCGUGCCGAGUUGAGGAGACUAAUGCGAAAGAGAAUUCAGGAGGAAUUAAAAAACGAAGAGGAACGGGAAGACGCCAAGGUGAAAGCAGGCAAUACCGAAGAACCCAAGCCUGACGGUACUACUAAUAUCGAACUCCCUCGUGGUGGACCGCGCGAUAAUAUAGAAUUCUGCGUCUUGGACGUGAACGAAACUAGUCCUCAGGAUAAUACUUGUGGCACUCCAGACGUUUUGCUUCUUGCUCUUUCCGCCAGCAACUCUCAACCGGGGAUUUCUCUUCGUCGGUGCAGCUAUCCAGGCUCUAGUCCGAUCUCUCGGGCCCACGAGGAUGCUGUCACAGAUGACCGUGGAGUCGUGAAAGAACGCGGUCCCUUACCACGAUUUCCCUCUUCUCCUCAGUUGACCCCUGUUCACGUACCAAGCGCUAGAGUCUCGGAAUCCCUUUGCUCAUGGCGACUUUCCUAUAGCGCCGAACAACUUGCGAGAUAUAUCGGGAUACCAGAGCCGGUUAAACCUGAGGGGACCUAUGAACCUGCCGAACUAAACACUCGAGGUGAUAUAGUUGAUAGACAAGGCGAAUGCGUCAACCCACGUCAUAGUGAUUUCGUUGGGACUCAAGAGCUGUCGACGAGCAAAGAGCUGUACGAGAAUGCAACCCGCGACAAGUUAGCUGUAGGUAAAACUCAGCAACAAAUCCAAAGCGAUGAGGAGAAUUCCGAAAGCAUGUAUAGUGCGGGUCCUGACGAUACAAGCUCCAACUACGAUUCGCCAUUAGAUAUCUGGCUACGAAGCCAAGAGUUACAGUCGACGUCAGCGACACCUAGUAGAAAGACAAGUAAUAUAGUACGGCCGGUCAUUUCGAAGGCCCCUGGAGUUAUUGAGCCCCAGGAGACUUCGGGUGAAUUGGUCAUAAUGCAACAUGGUUCUCUAGAAGUAAAGCUAGGUAAGCCAAGUGCAGGCUUGAAUGUCGGCCAAGUCGGGGAACCAAGUGACUGGGCUACCAACUCUAUACGAAGACGAAGCGAUGCCUUUGACGGCCGAGAUCUAGUAUUAACUAACCAGGGCCAAAAAGCUUCUUCGUCCCUCUACACACCUUCACGGUACAGUACCAGGCCUAACAGCUGCCAAACCGCGACAAAAGGAUCGCGACUGAACUUAACGGAGUUUCUAGGAGGCCGGAAGACGGUUGCUCCCUUCUUAGGAUUAAAUCGGUUGAAAUCCUCUAGCCGUGCGACUGAUGCCGAGAAAUCAGAGGUCAGUUCAUACAAGACUGCUCCUAACGAUGCCUCAACAGUAGAGAUAAACAUGCCGGGCGCCCAACAGUUACAACGUCCUACUGCGGACAUAAAUUCGGCCGCUGUUUCGGAUACAGCAAGUUUCAGGCAACGAGAAAGCGAGCUUAAAUCGAUCGAAAAGAGAUUUGGACGAACUAAUCUCCGCCGUGAUACUAUCACCCCAAUGGCUAGCAAGUUCCGAGAGGAGUUUAAUGAGCCUAGAACUAGAACCUCGAUCAUUUCUAAGAACUCUAUACUAGCCAAGUUUCAUUUACCGAUUGCUAAAAGAACCAAAUACCAAGCUCAAGAUGCACCACAUCAUAGUGUACAAGUGGUCAAGUGUAGUGGUGCGACGAAUCAAGACACCGAAUAUGCUUGCCUUGGCCAACAAAACCCCCACCAAGUGGCCGCUAAUAGACAGCAAAUAGUUUUAUUUCCAAAAUUGGAACACGAAGAUGUUGCGAACUCGAGGGGCUCUCAGCCACAGAUAUCUGUGUUCCAUGAAGAUGCAUCCGGAAUUCAGUGGCAGGAAGAAAGUCUUUCAGGGUCUUUAGGCUAUCACAAAACCACCCAUAUCGAUCAAGCUCUCCACCUGAGGACAAGAAAGGAGCAUGGUUCAUCGCUUAAACCACUGUCACGUCACGAAAAUAACAGUAGCCGGCAAUCGGAUCUCUCUAGUACUGUCCUUAGAGAAUGGGUAAGCCUGCUGAACGAUCAAGAUUUGAAGUCUCAGGAAGAACUCAAGGCGGAGACACAAAGCCACGGCACUUGGAGGUUCCGGACACCUCCUGCAUCAUGGGCAAAAUGGCCGUCUCAUACGCGCCAACAAAGAACGGGACCAGCAGGAGAAGAAGAUAAUGUGAUAUCAAGGGAUUUCGCAGUGCGAGUAGAAUCUAAUGGUAGCGAUAUAACAUGGCUAACGGAUAAACCUGGAAAUUCCUUCAAGAAAAAAGCUUCACCUAGACGAAGCUUAUCCACCCAGCUUGGUAGAGCUGUGAAAGGAGGGUUCAGCAGAGUUGUCCAAAAUACUAUCAAUCGGCCUUCCUCAGAAGCCUAUCGUGCCCGACAGAAACCAGACAAAGGAUUGGAAUACCCUGAGCUUAAGAUCCUCCCAAUACAAGGGGGCUACGAAGACUUACAAGCACUCGAACAACAAAUCGGCACAAUGAAACGCGGGACUACGACUACAGAAAAUCAAUUGGCCAGUUCAAGUGUAGACAAUACGAGACCACCCCUGAGCGCGCGUUUCGCCGAAGAAGUACAUAUGAUACAGCACCAAGUUCCAACCGACGGUUCUCAGGAUAACGAGACUACAGUGCAAAAUUCGGCAAUAAUUUGUACAUCAACACCCGAUCAAGCAAGACCGGCUUCACCAAGAAUUUCCGAAACGGCUAGUCAAUCGAGAGGGUUAGGGUCGUGUGAUAGCGGCGAACCCCAUGAGCCCCAUGAGCUCGAACAGAGACCAGAAGAUAAGCUGCCAGCGGAUAAUAACACCACAACAACAGCAACAGAGGACACUCAUGAUAUAUCAGUCGCUUAACAUCGUUUUAUAUGAUUAAGCUUGUGGGACAUAUUACCCUAAAGAUAUGCUUUAUUUUGUAGCUGAGCGAGAGACUACGGGGUUGUAUCUCUAGGUAGUUAGACAGCCCCCAAUCUUCAUAGCAAGACGCAUCGAGGGCGUUGUAAGGAGAGGCGAAAGUGAUCAACGAAAGCGAAGGGAUCCAUCAAUUAGAACGAGGUUAGCGUUAGUUAUAGCCGAUGGCGGACAAGG
Daldinia caldariorum is the source of this 3429-nucleotide messenger RNA. RefSeq lists its product as uncharacterized. The coding region runs from base 1 to 3198 and encodes 1065 amino acids. Lineage: Eukaryota; Fungi; Ascomycota; Sordariomycetes; Xylariales; Hypoxylaceae. The record is from RefSeq and is a predicted model, not a curated record. The transcript is spliced from 2 exons.